Prunus dulcis (almond) is the source of this 1417-nucleotide messenger RNA. RefSeq names its product SUMO-activating enzyme subunit 1B-1-like. Gene Ontology annotation, biological process: protein sumoylation. Bases 139 to 1101 code for a protein of 320 amino acids. The transcript has 11 exons. NCBI's taxonomy places the organism in Eukaryota, Viridiplantae, Streptophyta, Magnoliopsida, Rosales, Rosaceae. Gene Ontology annotation, cellular component: cytoplasm; SUMO activating enzyme complex. The record is from RefSeq and is a predicted model, not a curated record. Gene Ontology annotation, molecular function: SUMO activating enzyme activity.
CAAACAAUUCCGGAGAUUUUACUGCUGAGCCCCUGUGUCUCUGUCCGUCUGUUUUCUCAGUAAUUCAAAUUCUCAGCUCAUCUAGGGUUUUUCUUGCUCCACCUUCCCCACCAAUUGUGUUUCAGGUUGCGGUUAGGAAUGGACGGCGAGGAGUUGACUGAGCAGGAGACUGCUCUUUACGAUCGCCAAAUUAGGGUUUGGGGCGCUGGUGCCCAGAGAAGACUGAGCAAAGCUCAUAUACUAGUCUGUGGAAUUACUGGAACUAUUGCUGAGUUUUGCAAGAAUAUUGUACUAGCCGGAGUUGGUAGUUUGACACUGGUUGAUAAUCGGGCUGUGACCGAGGAAGCGCUUUCUGCCAACUUUCUGAUACCUUCUGAUGAAAAUGUGUGUGCCGGGAAAACUCUAACUGAACUUUGUCGCGAUUCUCUGAAAGAUUUCAAUCCGAUGGUUCGUGUUUCUGUAGAAAAAGGUGAUUUGUCAAGCUUCGGAGCAGAGUUCUACAGUAAGUUUGAUGUCGUCGUUGUCAGUUGUUGCUCCUUCACAACUAAAAAAUUGAUAAAUGAAAAAUGCCGAAAGUUAUCGAAGCGUGUGGCAUUUUAUACAGUUGACUGUAGAGACUCUUGUGGUGAAAUAUUUGUUGAUCUGCAACACCACAAAUACUCGAAGCAAAAACGGGAGGAAACAAUCGAAUGCGAACUACAUUAUCCAAGUUUUGAGGAAUCAAUUUCAGUACCUUGGAAAGCACUUCCCAGGAAAUUCUCAAAACUAUACUUUGCUAUGCGAGUAAUAGAAAGGUUUGAAGAAGUUGAGCAACGUAAACCUGGAGAAUUAUCAAUUGCAGAUCUUCCUGCUGUUGUGAAGUUGAAAAAGGAGCUCUGUGAGGCACAGUCAUUGAACGAAUCUCAUAUCCCAAAUGUCCUCCUCGAAAGACUGGUGACUGAUACAAGAGAAUUUCCUCCAGUUUGUCCCAUCAUUGGGGGGAUUCUCGGACAGGAGGUCAUUAAGGCAAUAUCAGGCAAAGGAGACCCCCUCAAGAAUUUCUUCUUCUUCGACGCUAUGGAUGGAAAGGGCAUAAUAGAGGACGUAUCAGGGAAGCCUUGAAGCUGAGCAGUCUUGCAGAGGGAAACUUAAAUAGAUCGAAGGGCUAGGAAAGUAGGAGAUGUCCUAACUGCCGUAUAGGGAUUUCAGGUUGUUGGUGAUAGAUUUUUAAGAGAGUUGACCCCUUUUCAUGGGUACUAAUCUUUGCUUGUAGUGUAGCUUCAAAAAAUUCUACCUCUCCUUUUGUGCUUCUUGAGCUUUUGCAGUGUUGUUAAAUGAAUCAUAAUUUGUAACAUCCAGUGGAUGGUCAUGUGUUAAACAAGUUCAAUCAAAACCAUGGCUAAAACCUGAACUUUUUAUUCAUUUGUUUAAAUCGAAA